Messenger RNA from Branchiostoma floridae (Florida lancelet), 2160 nucleotides. RefSeq names its product D-inositol 3-phosphate glycosyltransferase-like. The coding region runs from base 162 to 1406 and encodes 414 amino acids. The record is from RefSeq and is a predicted model, not a curated record. Gene Ontology annotation, biological process: proteolysis; apoptotic process. The transcript has 4 exons. NCBI's taxonomy places the organism in Eukaryota, Metazoa, Chordata, Leptocardii, Amphioxiformes, Branchiostomatidae. Gene Ontology annotation, cellular component: cytoplasm.
CGACGGUUUCACACCUGGUGACCUUUAGACCUGCGUACGCCCCACCAUUGUUCAACGUCUAGUCCUUGGGCCAGGACACCAAAUUUCACAUAUCGGCACAUCAACAAACCGAGUACUGAUAAGCAGUGGAUCAGAAUUGCAGAGGACAACAGUCUACAAAUAUGGCAGGCUCAAUAGUUAUAACAGCCCUGUUGGUCAAUGACGAGUAUGGGAGCUCCAAGGGUGGAAUCUCUACGGUCAACCGUGAGUUGGCCAGGCUACUACGGAAAGGCAAGGUCGACGUGUACUGCACAGUCCUGUACCCACCCCCGAAAGAAGAUCAAGACUGCGCAGACAGAGAUGGCGUCAAGCUGCUAACACCAUUCCGUGAUCCUGAGGACUCACGUGAGCCGUGCAUUGAAUGGCUGACCUACGAUCACCCGACUCGCUACCCGAACAGGAUGAUGCCAGAACAGGUAGACAUCAUUGUAGGUCAUUUCCCCAUCACGAACCAAGCAGCCAAUAACAUCAGCGAGCGCUAUCCCGAUGCCAAGACGAUCCUCUGCAACCACGUCAUACCGUUUGACACCGACCACUUCAAGGGGGACGCCGCGGCCAUUGCUGCGGUUAGCAAAGAGAAACGGCUAACCAAAGAAGCUAAGGAUGCGCACGCUGUGUUCUCUGUUGGGAAUCGGAUCCACGGCCACUACGACAACCAGUACAGGGUUCACGACACGCCGAUCUCCCACCACCUUUACCUCCCACAGCCUUCGGAAAACUUCGCAAACACCAACGUGAAGUACGGCGCUGGUGAGAAGGUGGUGCUCACCGUAGGACGAGUGACGAGAGUGGAGAGGUUGAAGGGCCUUGAUAUCGCUGCAAAGGCCAUGGGGAUGGUCAAGGAGAAGAUCCCAAACGCACGGCUGCGAGUCCGGGGGAUUGCUGUGGACGACUACGCGAGGAGCAAGAACAUCCUAGAGGACAACCUGGAUAGCGGGAAGCUGGUGCCGACGCUGCUGCCGUACGGUACAGAGCGGGAGAUCAUCCAAGAUAUCCGACAAGCCCACCUGGUCCUGAUGCCGUCCCGGGCAGAGCCGUUCGGAAUGGUCGGACUGGAGGCCAUCGCAGCGGGCAUCCCCGUCCUCAUCUCGGACCAAUCAGGGCUCGCAGAUCUGAUGAGGGAGCUGAUGGAGAAAGGGAAGGUCUCCGCAGACUUCCGGCACAAGAUCGUCAGCACCGGUUUGAGGGACUCCGACCUGGAGCAGGCUGCCCAGGUUUGGGCCGACAAGAUCGUAGACAUUCUCGACGACAUGAACUUGAAGUCUGAAUUCAAGAAGGCAGCAGGGUUCAAGAAGGAACUGUUGGAGUCCAAGUACUGGGAGGAGUCUCACAAGACUUUUCUGGAAGUCUGCUGUGGACGUAAAUAAACUUCCCCUGAGUUUUCUGUGGAUUUCUCUAUGGGGACCUUCCAUCUCUUACAAACUAUGCCUUUGGGUACUUUCGGAAGGAAUCACUUAACAAUGGUCUUUUAAAGUGCACCAUUAUGAUGAUUUGGUAGUUGUUUACUCUGGGGACAAAUUUUUUUUUGUUAGUUGGUAAUUGCUAGGAGGAAGAAAUUUGAAAUGAUAUAUUCCAAUACUCCAUAAGUUAUCUGGAUUUAUAUGUGCACUUAGUUAGGACUCCUUUGCUGGCAAGGACUUCGAAUAUGGUACGGGUCAUAUAAUUAUUUGUACUUUUUAUGGCCUUUUUUAAGUAAUUAAGAAGUUGAUAGAUUAGGAUACUUCAGAUGAUUGUAGUGUUAAAAUUAUAUGUCUGAAACCUGAACACUACGUUGCAGCAUUAAGCAAAGCGCACAGUCUAUAUCGAUGUAAAUGCUCUGUGUAAAUUGUGGCCAUACUUCAACAUAAACAAUCUUGGCUUAGAAAUUGUGAUGCUACAUGCAUGAAUAAAAUUCUUGUUUAACUUUUAAGUUAUAAUGAUAUUACAAUAAUUGUUUUCACACACUUGAAGAUGAUAAUGUCAAUUUGAAAACAUAUUAUUGAAUAAGUCUGGCACUGUACAUGCAAGAGUUUGGAGGUCUAUUUGCGAAAACAAUGUGUGGCAUGGGAAUAGCAUAGAAACUGUUUAAGUUCGAAUUCGAGCUAACAACUUUCAAUAUACCCGUAGAUGUGCAUACAAUCA